CCAGCAUCAUCGCCAUCUCCAUUGCGCCUCACCACCCCAAUUGACACCAUGGCCCUCGACGCAAUGGAUCUCGACCCCACCCCGACGGGGCCCGCCACGCUGCCAUCCCCCGAAAAGGACCGCAAGCGCAAACACAAGGACAGCACGUCGCCCAGCAAGAAGAAGCGCAAGCAUGAAACCGACUCGACCAAGAAGAAGAGCAGCAAGAAGUCCUCCAAGAGCAAGACCAGCACCACCGCCAAUGUAUCCGCCUCCUCCACCACCAGCGACUCUCCUUACACCCUCACAACCGCCACGCUCUACCUCCCCCUCUCCCCGAUCUCCAUCUCGCCCACCCACGCUCUAGCCUCCCUACUUGCAGAGCAUCUUUCUCCGCUCCUCCUCACCUACUACGCACCCCUCAAGGGUAUCGUCCUCGCCUACUCUAACGCCUCGAUCUCCAGCACCGCGCCGCAAUCCACCAGCGUCGUCAACGCCGAGGACCCCCACCCGCAACCACUGACGCUCGCCCGCACGGCCGGCGAAUACGGUGUUCUCUACGUGUACCUCACAGCGACCUUCCUGGUGUUCCGACCCCAGCGCGGCCAGAUCCUCGAGGGCUGGGUGAACGUGCAAUCGGAGGGCUUCCUGGGCGCCAUCGUCCUGAACCUGUUCUCCGUGGGCAUUGAACGGAAACGUCUGCCCCCGAGCUGGAAGUGGAUUCCUCCGGGCGAGGAACAGGAAGAGGAGGAGCAGCAACAAUCAUCAUCCUCUACCGCACCCGCAGACGAAGAAGAGGAAGGCGAUAGCGACUCCUCCAGCCAACAAAAGAACAAAACACCCUUCGACCCGGAGAAGGAACUCUUCCGCCCCAUCGCUCUCGCUUCGGACGUGAACCCCCUCGCCGACACCGAUACUACCGAAGGCGGCAACACCAACACCAACGACGAGGACGAGGACGCCGCCGCAGAGGGCUAUUUCCAGUCCGUGUCGGGACACCGAGUGCGCGGGACGGUUCGGUUCCGGGUCGUGGACGUGGAUGUGAUUCCCGGUUCGGAGCGGGAGAGCGGGUUCAUCAGCAUCGAGGGCACGAUGUUGGACGAGGACGAAGAGAGACGUCUGUUCGAGGAAGAGCGCACCGGUAUCUCUUCCUCUUCCUCUUCCCUCUCUACUGGCAUGACACCAAGAAAACCAUCCUCGACAUCCAUGUCCGGAGCAUUGGCUAUCCGAUCCGCUUCUACCUCAUCCGCGCCUUCUCCCGUCGUGGAUAUCGAACUCGAGUCCCCGACCAAGAAGCCCGUCAAGGAGAAGAAAUCCAAGUCCAAGUCCAAGAAGGAGAAGUCGAAGGAGUGAGUGGGUGGUGAACCCUUGUUGAUAUGUGCUGUACGCUCCAUGUUAUAUAUUCUGUGUUUUAUCUUUUUUUUUUUUCUUUCGAUUGUAUUCAGCUUUGUCCACGUCUGGCGUUAGAUGGGAGAAUCAAAAUGUCUAUUUCAUUCAAGGUGAUUGCUUAGGGUUGGAAGUACUGGAUAGACAGUAAAUUUUUUAAUGUUUGAUUUAUAGUAUGGCAGAUCUUGGAGUUGCCUGUGAUUGAUGCUUACUGUCACCUUUUUCUAGUUGAUGUUGGUUGACAGAAAGUUGAAUGAGAUGGGACCGAUCCGGAAAUAUAUAAUGCGUUAAGACAU
Aspergillus ibericus CBS 121593 is the source of this 1661-nucleotide messenger RNA. Its product is annotated as DNA-directed RNA polymerase I subunit RPA43. The record is from RefSeq and is a predicted model, not a curated record. The transcript has a single exon. Gene Ontology annotation, cellular component: RNA polymerase I complex. Lineage: Eukaryota; Fungi; Ascomycota; Eurotiomycetes; Eurotiales; Aspergillaceae. Gene Ontology annotation, biological process: DNA-templated transcription initiation. The coding region runs from base 49 to 1332 and encodes 427 amino acids.